ACAGGCCCAAACUCACAGACUUCAGUUACUCCUCCAGAAGUAACAGCAGUUUCAACCUCAAGUGUGAAGGAAUCUUUACUGACUGAAAGUACUACCCUUCUUUCUACAAGUUCAGCACAGCCCAUAGCACAGGGAAGCACGGCUUUACCUCCAGGUCCCACUAGAGUAUCACUUACCUCCAGUUUUUCUUCUCCAUCUCCAAUAAGUUCAAUAUCAACAGUGUCAGCUGGUAAAACAUCAGGAGAAACUGUCCCUAAUUCACGCACUACAGGCACUACUCCAGAAAUAUUUGCAGGUUUAUCCUCAACUGUGAAGGGAUCUACACUGACUGAAAGUUCUAAAAAUCUUUCCACAAGUCCAGCACAGCCAACAGCACAGGGAACCACGCUUGUGCCCUCAGCUCCCUCUACAGUAUCAGUGACCUCCAGUACUUCUCAUCUAAUUUCAGGGACAUCGAUAGUGACAGGAUCAUUUCGUACAACAUCAGUGCGAAUAGGCACAACUCCAACCAUUAGGCUUACGCCUCUGGAGAUCACAAGUUCAUACACCACUAGUGAGAGGUCUACCUCCAAUGGGAGUAUUACACUUGUUUCCAAAAUUCCCGGAGUGUCCACAGCAUGGAGAACCACCAUUUCCACUUCUGGUUUGGUGUCCUUACCUUUGAACAUGAGAACCUCUGGAACAUCUACUAUUUCCAGCCUUUCUUCUUCAUUAGUUGCAACAACUAUCGGCCCCAUUAAUACCUAUACUACAAGCAAAAAAAUUUCACCCUUCACUGCAAGCAAAGUAACUCCAUGUUUAUGCCAUGUUUCCGGUGAUUUGUUUUUUCCUGGGCAAGUUAUAUACAACAAAACAGAUAGUGCUGGUUGUAGUUUUUAUGCACUUUGUAAUGAAACAUGCAACAUUGAAAGAUUCCAGGGGCCAUGCCCUACAACAUCUCCUGUUUCAUUAAUCCCAUCACCUACAACACCAAGCUUAUCAACCUCAACAGCUAUAUCUUCUUCAGCAUCAGCAACUCCAGAAGUAUCUACACCUACUCCAAUAUUAGGUUGCCCUGAUGCUGACCCUCCGAGAAAGAUGAAUGAAUCCUGGAUGUUAAACAAUUGCACUAUGGCAACUUGUGAAGGAGACAACAGAAUUGUUCUAGUGUUUCCUCCAGCUGUAGAGCAGAUUACUUGUGCAAGUGGACGCCAGCCACAAAAAGUCUAUGAUGAGGAUGGCUGCAACUACCACUAUGAGUGUGACUGUAUUUGCACUGGCUGGAGCAAUUCCCACUAUGAGACUUUCGAUGGAACUCACUACACAUUCCAGGACAACUGCACAUAUGUGCUGAUGAAACAGAUUGUGCCAAAAUACAAUUUCAGCAUUCUUGUUGACAAUCAUUUCUGCGAUGUGGCUGAUGCACUUUCCUGCUCUAGAUCCAUCAUUGUGAAUUACAACUCCAUGAAAAUAGUGCUGAGCAGUGGGAGAGACCAAAACGAGAAAAACAAGAUUUAUGUCAAUGAAGAGCCAAUCUAUGGAAGCUUCAGCAGAAAUGGCAUUUUAGUUAUCAAUAGUGAAACAGACAUGUUGGUUGAAAUUCAUGACAUCAAGUUUUUCAUCUUCGUCAAGGAAGCUUCCUUCAGUAUAGAAAUGUCUUUCGGCAUAUUUGGAAACAACACUGAGGGGCAGUGUGGCACAUGUUCAAAUAACCAAGUGGAUGAGUGCCGCCUCCCAAGUGGCGAAGUAAUUGCCUCUUGUUCAGAAAUGGCUUCCGCCUGGAAGAUUCAGGAUAAAAAUAAGCCCAGUUGUGAAGGGCCCCCAGUUCCACCUGUCACACCAGCUCCACCUGUGCCCUGCAAUUUUCCUUCUCCUCUUUGUGAGCUGAUUUUGAGCAACCUCUUUGCAGAGUGUCAUAAAGUGCUGGAGCCAACAAUAUACUAUGAGAAUUGUGUCACCAAUUCAUGCAACAUGACCAAUGAAUCUAUAUCGUGCAACAGUGUGGAAACAUACGCCUCCUUCUGCAGUGUUUUUGAUGCCUGUGCUGAUUGGAGAAGCAAAACUGAAGGAAAAUGCCCAUACAACUGUCCUAUAGGCAAGGUGUAUGAUGCGUGUGGCCCUCUUGCUCCUGUCACCUGCAAUUCUGGAACUGUUAACCUUACAAGCACACAUUUUGCUGAAGGAUGCUUCUGCCCGAAGGAUAAGAUACUCUUCAAUUCAUACACUGAUGUCUGUGUCUUAGAAUGCUCUUGUGUGGGACCUGAUGGAAUGCCCAAACCACCUGGAGCCCAAUGGAGAAGUAAUUGCCAGGACUGUGUCUGUGAUCCAUUCUCUGUCACUGUACAAUGUACACCACUUACAUGUCAGACACCUGAAACACGUGUGUGUGAGAAAGAAGGAUUCAUCCCCGUCUCAGUGUUAACACCAGAAGACCCAUGUUGUCCUGACAUUGAAUGCAGAUGCAAUACAAGCGCCUGCUCCCCGGCCAAGACAACAUGUGAGCCAGGGUACAAGCUAGCCACAACCCUUUCAGAUGGGGACUGCUGUGUCAACUAUACAUGUGAACCAAUACCAGAUGUCUGUGUGCUUAAUGGAACUAUUUACAGGCCUGGAAUGUCUGUUCCAAGAGAUGUUUGUGAGACAUGCAUCUGCAGUUCUGAAGUAGAUCCAGCCUCCAACAAAAACCUUCUGCAAUGCAAGCCAGUCUACUGUAACACCACUUGCCCCCUGGGUUUUGAAUAUAUGAUAAAAGAUGGAAAGUGCUGCGGAGACUGCAUUCAGGUGGCUUGCACAAUCAAACCCGAGAAUACCACUGUCCAGGUGCUCAAGCCAGGUGAACUAUGGAAGCCUGCAGGGGAUCCGUGCACAUCUUACAAAUGUGAAGAAAUUGAAAAUCAGUUUGUUUCGGUCACUAUUCGGACAGCAUGUCCUGUCUUUAACCCAGAGGACUGUGAGCCUGAUGAAGUACAGCUGACUCCUGAUGGCUGCUGCAAAACGUGUAACCCUAAAAACUGCAGGGUUUACAAGAACUCCACUAUGAUCCGCCACAAUGACUGUGAAUCUCCUAACCCUGUUGAACUGACAUACUGCAAAGGUGCUUGUGCCAGCUCCUCCGUGUAUUCCUUCGCAACACAGCAGUUGCAACCCAACUGUUCCUGCUGCCAGGAACUCAAGAGCCACAAGAAACAGGUGACCCUGACAUGCCGCAGUGGAACAACAAUGAAUUAUGACUACAUCUAUGUGGAACAGUGCCAGUGCACGGCUGCAUGCAUUUCUGAAACCACUAUCACACAACAGCUCCAGUAUGAAAAUUAGCAGUGAAGAACAAGAUGAUCAGAGGGAAAAGAAACCCAAGAGCUCUACAGCAUUUAAAUAAUAACAUAGAAAAAAUAACCCAUGAGCAAUCUUAAAACUCUUGCUUCUUACUUUUUCCAGCUUCCAUUAUCACCAUUUUUCAUUUGUUAAAUGUGAGAAUGUUUGCCAAAUAAUUAGGUCUUUAUAUAUUUUUUUAUUUCUAAACAGAUUGUGAAGGGAAAGAAUGAACAAAAGUAUAGCUUGUAUUGUUAGAGUCUUGAAUUAAGCCUAAAGUUACUUUCCUUUCCUCUCUGAAGUUUGGAGGCCAUUUAGUUAUAUCUUUUUUACAUUUUUUUAAGUCUUCUCAUUGUUUCAGUGAAUCAGCCAAUAUGGGUUUGAGAGAGGGAGUGUCUAAAAAUGAAAACCGCUUAAAAAUAUCCCUACUUAACAGUAUGGGAAUUUGCAAUCAUUCCAGUAAAUUGUUUACAACAUUGUUUUGGCAAGAAAUAGAAGGCUGGCUCUUUUUUUUAAAAAAUGGUGAUAGUGAGCUAAUGUUUUCUAUAGAAAACUUAAUUUUGUAGUUACAGUGCACAGUCCUUUGCUAUUUAUUUGCGAGUAGAGAAAUAAUUUUAUUGAGGGAGUCACUGUCUAUGGACUUAAGAUUUUAUAUGGUGUUAGCAAUGUGGCAAUCUUUUCUUGUUCAUUUUGUUCUUAUGUGAUUAAUAAA
Molecule: messenger RNA, 4000 nt
Organism: Pelodiscus sinensis (Chinese soft-shelled turtle)
Lineage: Eukaryota; Metazoa; Chordata; Testudines; Trionychidae
Source: RefSeq, a predicted model, not a curated record